AUGCAGAAAGGCCCCCUCAAAAGCAAAAAUGAGAAAGGAUACAGCCUCAAGACCAAGGCAUCUGUACCCAACUUGAACAAAACGAAGCAGACUAAACUCACUGUGGGAAGCCUGGGAUUAGGCCUGAUCAUCAUCCAGAAUGGGCCCUACCUCCAGAUUAGCCACCUCAUCAAUAAAGGGGCUGCCGCCAGUGAUGGAAUACUCCAGCCAGGUGAUGUUCUGAUUAGUGUUGGACAUGCCAACGUGUUAGGAUAUACACUCCGUGAAUUUUUAAAGCUUUUGCAAGAUAUCAGCAUAGGGACAGUGGUGCAAAUCAAGGUGUACUACGACUUUAUUGACAUACCCCAGGAAUGGCAAGACGUAUAUGACUUGAUCCCUGAGACCAAAUUUCCAAUCCCACACACACCAAAGAAAACGGAGCAGGCAAAAGAUGAGACUUUUGUAGCCAUCGAUGGCCAUGAAGAUGUAGUUUUAGAUAAAAGGCUUAAGUAUUACAGAUACCCUCGGUCAGUGUGGAAUCACCCUGUAAGGACACCGAUAUCAAUCUCCACCGAAUGGCAUGGAUAUAAAAAGAAGGACCAUACUAUCAGUGUUGGGAAAGGUGUUAACUGUGAUGUGGUAAUUCACAAAGACGACAAGAGAGAACUGAGGGCCCCUUCUCCAUACUGGACAAUGGUGGAGCAAGACAAGGCCAUUUCCUCCUCUUCCUCCACUGCUACUUCCUCCAACUCAGAUGCUUUUUGGCUGGAGGACUACGCACAGGUUGAGGAGGGCAAAGGUCAACAGGUAUCAAAGUUUGGUUAGGUACUGGUUUGCAAAUCUGUGGCAAUAGACCUUUUUAUUUUUAAAUAUCCCAUUUUUAUGCCUUACCAUGUGGGUCUGUAGAUUUCCUACAU
This is a messenger RNA of Acomys russatus (golden spiny mouse), 896 nucleotides long. RefSeq names its product PDZ domain containing 9 (gene Pdzd9). Bases 1 to 804 code for a protein of 267 amino acids. The transcript has 4 exons. The record is from RefSeq and is a predicted model, not a curated record. Gene Ontology annotation, molecular function: protein binding. Lineage: Eukaryota; Metazoa; Chordata; Mammalia; Rodentia; Muridae.